GUCACUCGUGACGUAUACAGGGUUAACCAUGUAAACAUACGUUCUGGUACAAAAUCACAGGAUGGAUUUGGAAGACAGAAUUUCUAAACUUAUCUUCCCUGACGGGAUACCAGACAAUUUAAAAAACGAAACCGAACUGUUCGCCUAUCUCGACAAAUUGGGCACAUACAAAGUCGAACAAUUGAAGAAGGAACAAAGUCGACUCAGCGAAGAAAAUCGGGCAAUCGUCGAACAAACACAGGAUCUAGCUAUCGUCAACUACAAAACAUUCAUCAAAACAUCGGAAUGCUCGAAACGGAUCAGCGACAAGUUCAAAGAAACGGAAGAUGGAUUGGACAAACUGAUUGGCAUCAUGCCGAAUGUGACGAAGAAGUGUCAGGACUUCAUUGCCACAUCCAGUGAAAUUAACACGUCACGCAGAUUGAACUCGUUAACUCUAAAACGGAACGCUCAACUGCUAGAGAUUUUGGAACUGCCGCAACUGGUUGACACAUGCAUCCGAGAUGGUAAAUAUGAGGAAGCAUUGGAAUUGGCUGCAUACGUACAGCGAUUGGGCGUCAAGCAUGGCAAUGUUCCCAUAAUCAAUAGCAUAAUCGUGGCGAUUGAAGCCUCCUGGCACACAAUGUUGAAGCAGUUGCUCGGUCAACUGAAAACCGAUCUGCAACUACCGAAAUGUUUGCAGGUCGUGGGCUACAUUCGUAGGAUGCAAGCAUUUUCCACUGCUGAAUUGAGAAUCGUUUUUCUGAGGGCCCGAGAUGAUUGGUUCAAUCAAACAUUGAGCAACAUACCCAACACCGAUUCUCACCAGCAUCUCAUGAAAACCAUCGAACUGACCAGAGUUAAUUUGUUCAAUAUCGUCACGCAGUAUAAGGCCACCUUCCCCGAUGAGGAUACAUCGAAUUCGAAAAAUGAAUUAGGCUCGAUGCUCUACAGUUGGCUUCAACGGAAGAUCGAAGACUUCCUACAAACACUGGAAUUGGAUCUGAAGCACAGCGUCAAUUCAAUCGAUUCCAUUCUCGGUCAGUGCAUGUACUUCGGUCUGUCGUUCAGUCGCAUUGGUGCCGACUUUCGUAGUCUCAUGGUGCCGAUAUUCGUCAAAGUGAUCUUCAAUCAGUUCCAGAAUGGCAUCUACAAGUCGACCAAACAAUUCGAAUCGGACAUGGAAACGUACACGCUCAUCAAUAAAGUCAUCAUCGACAAUAACCGCGAAAAAUCCGACAGCACCGGCACUGCACCGCCGGAUUCUUUGUUGGACUUUCAUCCGUUGGCUGUAUAUUGUAAUGGCAUCAUAACAUGCCUGAAUGAAUUGCGACACUGUGCACCGAUCGCUCUAGCCGAAAAUGUGACGCAUUCCGUUCAAACAUCAUUGGAAUCGAUGGGACGGUGCAUUUUGAAUUUCUAUCGUCAGGAACAACAAGCCUUCGCCACAAACGAACGCACGAAUUUCAUAAAAUUUUGUUCGUGCUUCGCCUACGAUUUGAUACCGUAUUUGCAACGAUGUUUGCACGUUGUUUUUGAACCGGCAACCGUGACUGGAUACUUGGGCAUAAAUGAAAUUGCGCUGCAGAAGGCUGGUAUUACGUUCUUGAGAGCGAAACAAAUUAUGGAACCGAUUCAACAUUUGUUGCCGGACAAAGUGGAGACAAUCAUGCAGAAUAAUGAAAAGAAGAUUUUGGAUGAAGUGAAGGUGUAAUGGGGGGAAAUGUGCAAUAAAAUUGAUUACAAAUCGAA
This is a messenger RNA of Bradysia coprophila, 1731 nucleotides long. RefSeq names its product conserved oligomeric Golgi complex subunit 8 (gene Cog8). Gene Ontology annotation, biological process: intra-Golgi vesicle-mediated transport. NCBI's taxonomy places the organism in Eukaryota, Metazoa, Arthropoda, Insecta, Diptera, Sciaridae. Gene Ontology annotation, cellular component: COG complex. The record is from RefSeq and is a predicted model, not a curated record.